This is a messenger RNA of Exaiptasia diaphana, 1084 nucleotides long. Its product is annotated as EGF-like repeat and discoidin I-like domain-containing protein 3. NCBI's taxonomy places the organism in Eukaryota, Metazoa, Cnidaria, Anthozoa, Actiniaria, Aiptasiidae. The transcript has 4 exons. The record is from RefSeq and is a predicted model, not a curated record. The coding region runs from base 23 to 904 and encodes 293 amino acids.
UUCUUUGCCAUUGUAGAAUACCAUGUGUAACGUCAUAUUGCUCGUAUUUCUUGUCCUGCUGACAAACUUUCAACUUGUUUUUUCAACUGAUUCAAGUGACGAGGAUCAUAGAUCCUCACUUAUCAUAACAACCGAUGACCACAUGCUUAUUGACCAAUCCAUGCACGAAAGGAAGGCUUCUAGUAGUUUGGAUUGUGCUUUCUGCCUUGUUGCUGACAAAUGUAAGUCAUUUAACUACAAUAAAGGAACUGGAGCUUGUCAUUUGAACAGAAAAAGAGCAAAAAAUCGGAACGAGCUUGUACAAGCUCAUGGCUUCAUCUAUGGGGAAAAGGUUUAUCAGAAUCCCUGCGUGGUUAAACCGUGCCAAAAUGGAGGCGAAUGUAUCAUUCAUGAGGACGGAGAAGAUUACAAGUGCAAGUGUAUGCCUGGCAUCGCAGGAAAGAAUUGUCAAAACGUUCAGCAGUACAAAAGACCUCUCGGAAUGGAGAGCAAGGCCAUUCCCGACUCUAGGAUCACCGCCUCGUCGUACUAUUCAAAAGAUUACCUUCCAUCUCAAGCGAGAUUGAAUAUGAACAGUUAUGGCUGGGCUCCUACAGCAAAAGGCAGAAUCGGUUCGUGGUUAAAGGUUGACUUGAGCACAGUUCACACUGUAACAGCCAUCGCAACACAGGGUUCAAAGCUCCAUUCCUCCGAGUGGAUUAACAGCUACAGCCUGCAGUACAGUUUGGACGGCACCACCUUCAAGAAUUAUCAAGCAGGAAAGGUCUUCAAAGGAAACACUGAUCAAAAUACUGUUGUGAAGCAUGACCUAAACCCUCCAAUCAGAGCGAGGUUUGUCAAAGUCCUCCCAAAGACAUGGAAUGCCUGGCCUUCAAUGAGAAUGGAGCUCUACGGAUGCAAAUGAGAAAUGACAAGCACAAGAACGUUGCAAAGACAAGGAAAAAUAAAACAUGAUAACUUAAACAAGUUAAAAUUAAAUGAAGGCCCGAAAUUCUUAUCAAGUGAUCAAAAUGAUUAUUCAGUAAACUGUGAAAAAAAUACUCUCUAACGAGAGCUGUUGUAUAGAAUAAAAUUAAAGUAUUUU